GGGCUCUGCUCAUCCUCCUGACAUCUGCAGAAAAAUGAGGGACCCCAGGAGGGCAAGACGCAAAGGCGCAAGGCGACCACAGAGACCCCGGAGUGCUUCUCCGCGGUGCUCAGGUCCUCCCGGUCUAGCUGGGUGCAUCGGGCCAGCGCCCUCUAGGCAGCGGAAGUGGCGCUAGUUGUACAUCCGUCCCCGCCUCGCAGAGUUGGGAGCAGAUAGGCAGGGUUGGGGGGGUGUGAGGGGAAAAUGGGAGAGCAAAGUCUUUGCACCAUGUAGAACGAGCCGGCCCCCCCCCCGGGAGCGGCACCCCAGGUCUGUGGCCAUGAACGUGAGCGGCGAGGACAGCUUCUCAGGAUCAGUACAAAUCCCAGGAGGCACCACUGUCCUGGUAGAGCUGACACCAGACAUCCACAUCUGUGGCAUCUGUAAACAGCAGUUCAGCAACCUGGAUGCCUUCGUAGCCCACAAGCAAAGCGGCUGCCAGCUGACCAGCACGCCAGUGACAGCUGCCAGCACGGUGCAGUUUGUGUCGGAGGAGACAGUGCCUGCUGCCCAGACCCAGACCACCACAAGGACCAUCAGUUCAGAGACCCAGACCAUCACAGUUUCAGCUCCAGAAUUCGUCUUUGAACAUGGCUAUCAAACUUACCUGCCCACGGAAAGCAACGAAAACCAGACAGCCACCGUGAUCUCGCUCCCCGCCAAGUCACGUGCCAAAAAGCCCUCCACCGUCCCUGUGCAGAAGAGACUCGGCUGCUGCUAUCCGGGCUGCCAGUUCAAGACUGCCUACGGCAUGAAGGACAUGGAGCGACACCUGAAGAUCCACACGGGUGACAAACCCCACAAGUGCGAGGUGUGCGGGAAGUGCUUCAGCCGGAAGGACAAGCUGAAGACGCACAUGCGCUGCCACACGGGCGUCAAGCCCUACAAGUGCAAGACGUGCGACUACGCGGCGGCCGACAGCAGCAGCCUCAACAAGCACCUGCGCAUCCACUCGGACGAGCGGCCCUUCAAGUGCCAGAUCUGCCCCUACGCCAGCCGCAACUCCAGCCAGCUCACCGUGCACCUGCGCUCGCACACGGCCUCUGCACUGCUAGAUGACAGAGUUCCAAAACCAUCAGACCUCUCUGCUGAAGACAGUGACACCCAGCAGGCCCCUGCUGUCCCUGUACCCUCGGAAACAAAGGAACAAAUGGCCACCCUCGGAGAAAGAACCUUUAACUGCUGCUUUCCAGGUUGUCGUUUCAAGACGGUUCAUGGCAUGAAAGACUUGGACCGCCAUGUGAGAAUCCACACGGGCGACAAGCCGCACAAGUGUGAGUUCUGUGAUAAGUGCUUCAGCCGGAAGGACAACCUGACCAUGCACAUGCGCUGCCACACGAGCGUCAAGCCACACAAGUGCCACCUGUGCGACUAUGCAGCUGUGGACAGCAGCAGCCUCAAGAAGCACCUGCGCAUCCACUCGGACGAGCGGCCGUACAAGUGCCAGCUCUGCCCCUACGCCAGCCGCAACUCCAGCCAGCUCACCGUGCACCUGCGCUCGCACACGGGGGACACCCCUUUCCAGUGCUGGCUCUGCAGCGCCAAGUUCAAAAUCAGCUCGGACUUGAAGCGGCACAUGAUCGUGCACUCGGGGGAGAAGCCCUUCAAGUGCGAGUUCUGCGACGUCCGCUGCACCAUGAAGGCGAACCUCAAGUCGCACGUCCGCAUCAAGCACACCUUCAAGUGUCUGCACUGUGCCUUCCAGGGCCGAGACCGGGCCGACCUGCUGGAGCACAGUCGCCUACAUCAGGCUGACCAUCCUGAGAAAUGUCCCGAGUGCAACUACUCUUGCUCCAGCCCGGCUGCCCUGCGGGUGCACAGCAGGGUUCACUGCAAGGACCGGCCCUUCAAAUGUGACUUCUGCAGCUUUGACACGAAGCGGCCCAGCAGCCUGGCCAAACACAUGGACAGAGUGCACAGGGAAGGGGCCAAGACAGGGAGCAGGGUCCCACAGGGCAAGGAUGCUCACACAGAGAGUGGCCCCCACCACGGGCCCAAGACUGCCACCCAGCGGGCCUUCCAGUGUGACAAGUGUGGUGCCUCCUUUGUCAGGGACGACUCUCUGAGGUGCCAUCGGAAGCAGCACAGUGACUGGGGUGAGAGUAAGAGCUCGAGCCUGGUCACUUUCCCCUCGGAAAGUGUUGCUUCGGGGCAGCUCGGCACCCUGGAGCCCAGCUGUGACCUCUAGGGCAGCAUGAGCGCUCUCAGGAACCUGAACAAAGCUGGUACCGGCCCCUCGUGGUGACACCAUCAGGAGGACCUUGCCUUCUCUUUCCAAAGCUGGCAGCCCCGACCUCCCCAGCCUCCAGCUGACCCAGGAGGGCAGAGCGAGGCCACGGAGACGAUUGCCCACAGCCCAGCUGCCUCCCCUGUAAGCAUUUGGGUCACUCAAAGGCAGGGGACCCUAAGCUCUCCUCUGUGCCCUUGGGGAGAGUUGCCUCGCAUGGAUGGUGAUUUGAAAACUGACGGGUCUCUGGUGGAGCUAUUAAAUUGGCAACUUCAUCUAACCUGAGCAGUGUGGGGAAAGGAGUCGGUGCUCUGUCAGGGGAUGUGGUAAAGUUCUUUUUUUUUUUUUAAUUAUUUUAUUGUUACUACUUUUUAUUUUGAGAUUUUGCCUGUUUAAUGGUGUUGGAUUUUGGAGUUGUAGACAUUUGUUAGCUGUCAUAUGGGUAAUGGGAAUUGAACCCGGGUCCUUUUGGAAGAGCAGCCAGUGCUCUUAACCACUGAGCCAUCUCUCCAGUCCCCUGGUAAAGUUUUUUUCUUAACCUGGGUGGUGGCUGUUAGUGUUCGCCUUAUACAUUUGUGUGCUGUCUUUUCUGUUUGUUUUUUUAAUAAAAAUUCAAACUUC
Messenger RNA from Mesocricetus auratus (golden hamster), 2887 nucleotides. It is a transcript of the gene Zfp64, whose product is annotated as ZFP64 zinc finger protein. The record is from RefSeq and is a predicted model, not a curated record. Gene Ontology annotation, cellular component: nucleus. Gene Ontology annotation, biological process: regulation of gene expression. Lineage: Eukaryota; Metazoa; Chordata; Mammalia; Rodentia; Cricetidae. The transcript has 9 exons. The coding region runs from base 320 to 2227 and encodes 635 amino acids.